Cynara cardunculus var. scolymus (artichoke) is the source of this 3083-nucleotide messenger RNA. Its product is annotated as indole-3-glycerol phosphate synthase, chloroplastic-like. The record is from RefSeq and is a predicted model, not a curated record. Gene Ontology annotation, biological process: L-tryptophan biosynthetic process. Gene Ontology annotation, molecular function: indole-3-glycerol-phosphate synthase activity; phosphoribosylanthranilate isomerase activity. NCBI's taxonomy places the organism in Eukaryota, Viridiplantae, Streptophyta, Magnoliopsida, Asterales, Asteraceae. Bases 74 to 1309 code for a protein of 411 amino acids. The transcript has 11 exons.
ACAUUAUUUAUUUUUACUAACUUAUACAUCAAACUUCUAGGUCAUCUCUUUCGAAAGAAACCCUAACUCGAGAAUGAGUUGCAGGAUCACGACAUUUACAGUCAGCAACCCUAACUGUAGCAAGUUAUGGUCAAAGAAAACAUCAAUAAAGGCAUUCUGUUCUUUUCGUUCAUUGCGAGUUUCAGUCUCGGGUUACCCGAGAGGAAUUGGCAAUAGUUUACUGCACUCCUCUUCAAAUUCCCGUUUCAGGUUGGCCGCGUCUCUUGAGUUGCAUGGGAUGAAGAAUGAGAUUCUGGUUGCUACUCCACCCAGUGAUUCAGUAGUUGUUGAUGAACUCAAAAAUAAAGAGUGGGAAAUUGGGGUUCUAAAGGAUGAAAUAGCUGCUAUGCAGGGAAUUCGUAUAAGAAGAACACCCCCAACUGGACCUCCUGCUCACUAUGUUGGUACUUUUGAGUUUUUACAGAAUGAAGACAAUACUCCUCGUAACAAAUUAGAGGAAAUUGUAUGGACCAAAUAUGUGGAAGUUAAGGAGAUGAAGGAGAAAAAUGCAUUAUCUUCACUAAAGAAAGCUCUCGACAAUGCUCCUCCUCUGAGAGACUUUAUAGGCUCUCUUAAGGAGUCAUAUUUACGAACAGGAUCACCUGGUUUAAUUGCUGAAGUAAAAAAAGCUUCACCUAGUAGAGGAGUUCUAAGGGAAAAUUUUCAUCCCGUUGAAGUUGCAAAAGCUUAUGAGAAAGGUGGAGCAGCGUGCCUAAGUGUUUUGACCGAUGAAAAAUAUUUUCAGGGAAGCUUUGAGAAUCUAGUGGCUAUACGGAAUGCUGGAGUCAAGUGCCCUCUUUUGUGCAAAGAAUUCAUUGUGGAUGCAUGGCAACUCUACUAUGCUCGAACAAAGGGUGCCGAUGCUGUUCUGUUGAUUGCUGCUGUUUUACCAGAUAUUGACAUCAAAUAUAUGCUUAAGAUAUGCAGAAAGAUUGGACUGGCGGCACUUGUUGAGGUACAUGAUGAGAAUGAAAUGGAUCGCAUGCUUGCAAUUGAUGGAAUUGAACUCAUUGGCAUCAACAAUCGUAACCUUGAAACAUUCGAAGUCGAUAUCAGUAACACAAAGAAGUUGCUUGAAGGUGAGCGUGGGGAGAAGCUUCGGCAGAAAAACAUAAUAGUGGUUGGGGAGUCUGGACUGUUCACUCCUGCUGACAUUGCCUACGUACAAGAAGCUGGCGUGAAAGCUAUAUUGGUCGGGGAGUCCAUUGUAAAGCAGGAAGAUCCAACAAAAGGAAUUAGAGAUCUUUUUGGAAAAGAUAUAUCGGCUUAGUUACUCUGGAGAAAUUGGAUCUAGAGCUUGCGAAAGGUAGCUUAGGUGAUCUUAUUCAUCGCUAUAGUUCAUCAGAUGAAUUUUCACCCGAAUAUCCGUUGGACUGCUUUGACUUAUAUCCUCUGAGCAUCAAGCUCUGGACCAUGUGGAGGCCUCAAUCUACAUAUGGCGAAGAAAAGACAGCAUGAAGCCUGUAAACGUGGUGAGUAGGUCCUUUUCAAGGUCAAAUUUGAGGAUUUGAUAGCCAUGGGAAACUCUAGCAGAUAGAGACGAGAGCCUCUUGCUUUGCUUGAACCAGAGGUUCCCUGCCCUUUCUCAAACCACCUAAAAUCCAAUAUACCAAGGUAUGUGUCUUGACCUCCUGCAUACAUAUACACAGAUUUACAUAUAUGCAUGUAUACAUGAGUGAGUGUGUCUAUAGGAGGUCCUUCUGGUCUUACCCUUCUAAAACCCUCCAUUUUUGUCCCAUGGUCUUGUAGAGAUAUUUUGUUGACUAAAUUUUAGUAGCUGAACACAUUAUCAAUCAAGAACAGUAACAAAAUUGGUAGGUUCCAUACCCCUUCCAUUUAGCCUUUCUGCCUAGGGCUUGACAACCCCCAAGGCCGGAGGAGGAUCUAGGUGUACCUCUAAUGAGGAAUGAGAUAUUUGAAUUUCCUUUGGACUGAGAUGGCACUCCUUUAACGAGGUUAAAUGCAGAACAGAUAUAAGCAGAUAGUAUUGUAUAACAAGAUAGAGGAUUCUUGAUAUAUUCUACUCAAACUUGGCAUUCGGAUCUUGGGACGGAGAUUUGGUAAGAGGGCCAUGAGGAAGGUACAUUAGCAUGCUUGAAAUGUAUUAGACGCCAUGAUCAGGCUGGGUAGAAAUCAUAUAGGGUGUAAUCUAAAUUAAUGAUAUCAAUGGACAUUAAAUUAUUUGAGUUAGUUUAAUUCUUUCUGAAGAUUUUGAACUAAAGCCCAUGAUUGAAUCCCAACAGAAAAUUCAAAAAGAGUUGGACUGGGCAUGCACUAGCUGAAUUGAGGCGUAUACUAUAAAGGCAGAUGAGAGCCUGGACUAUUCUUGCUUCUACUGUGGAGAGAGUCUAGAGAGAAGCAGAGUGACAGAUAGUGAGAAGUCUGAAAUAUUUCAAGGACCGGCAAAUUCAAGUUGGAUUCAGCUAAUAAUAUGAAGAAAUACUUGAGAUUAAACAGUAAUCCAACAAGUUCAAGCUAUGCUAGUAGUACUUGAGUAAAUCAAAGUAUGUGGCUAUCUAUUGUGUGUGUAUAAUGUGCACAUGUAUGUUUCAGUUAGUAGCAAAACUAAUAAAUAAAAGUCUCAUGCUUGAAAAUAUACUACAUCAUGUGGUUUAAUGGGUCGAAAUAUAUACCACCACCUUAUCAUGUAUUGAUUUAUGAAAAUCUUAAAGAAUCAAACAGAAGAGGCACUUACAGGAUGAAAAUCUUCCUUUAAAUCUCCUCUACUAGGUGAAGCCUUUUUUACUUCAGCGACUGUUUGUAUACACUAGACCUUAAGAGCUCCUAUAAAGUCUCUGGGAGGAGCAUUGUCUAUAGCUUGUUUUAGUAAAAACAAUGCAUUUUUCUCCAUCAUCUGAAAAGGGUGCUAAUAUUAGCAGGGGAGAAGAUAAUUACAACAAUAAGCAACUGUUCAAUAAUCAAGGAGAUUGACCAAUGGCCUUUGGCCUAACUGUUCUUGUUGAAUCAAGGAGAACGGACAUGGUAACCUCUACGUAUUUGUUCCAUACGAUUCCUUUAGUUUUGCUACGAGGAGUAUCAUCUUC